Molecule: messenger RNA, 2535 nt
Organism: Cuscuta campestris
Lineage: Eukaryota; Viridiplantae; Streptophyta; Magnoliopsida; Solanales; Convolvulaceae
Source: the annotation of a GenBank genome assembly
ACUUGCCUCCCGCCUCUCUCUCUCUCUCUCUCUCUCUCUCUCUCUCUGGUUCUUUCUUUCUGGCUAUUUGCAGGCCACCAACCUAUAGAUACAGGAUUCUGUAUGUAUGCAUCAAUCUGCGUACCUACACAAGCUGUAAAGAGGGAGGGGACGCCCGUAUAAAGUGACGAUGAUGUUGAUUUGAUCUGCUCCUCCUCAAGCAGAAAGCCUCCCAUUUCACUUUCCCAGAGAGAAAUAGUUUGAACUCUAGAGAGAGAGAGAGAGAUUUUAUGCAGGUGUGUGUGAUGUUAGAUUGUUUAUGGUUUCUGUUCUUUUGAUUAUUCUGCGCGUGGAUGUGUUUUCUGCUGGGAGGAGCUUUCGGAUUUCUUCAAUUUGAGCUUGAAUCGUGUAGGGUUUAGAGGCAGAGGGAGGCAGAGGAGAGGAUGUGUGGAUUGAUCGAUCUGAACACCGUGAGCAAUGAAGACGACGGGGAGACUACCACGACGGCGUCGUCGCGGGAUGAUUCGGAUUUGACGGAGGCUUCUCCUCCGCCGCCGCCGGUGGCGGAGCCGGCGCAUCUCGUGAGUAUGGAGCUCUGGCACGCCUGUGCGGGGCCGUUGAUUUCGCUGCCGAAGAAAGGAUGCGCGGUCGUGUACCUACCGCAGGGCCACCUGGAGCAUCUCUCCGAUUACCCCGCCCUGGCCUAUAACCUCCCCCCUCAUGUCUUCUGCCGCAUCGUCGACGUCAAGCUCCAUGCGGAAGUAGAGACUGAUGAGGUCUAUGCUCAAGUGUCACUGGUACCAGACAAUCAGAUUGAGCAGAAGUGGAAGAAUGGUGAGGUUGAAGUAGAUAACAAAGAAGAUGAUUCCGAAGGCGAUGUUAAAUCAAGCACACGGCAUAUGUUCUGCAAGACUCUCACUGCUUCUGAUACCAGCACCCAUGGUGGUUUCUCUGUCCCUCGCCGGGCUGCAGAAGAUUGCUUUCCUCCUCUGGAUUAUAAACAACAGAGACCCUCACAAGAGGUAGUAGCAAGAGAUCUUCAUGGGAUGGCGUGGAAAUUUCGUCACAUUUACAGGGGUCAGCCACGAAGGCAUUUGCUUACCACUGGUUGGAGUGCAUUUGUCAAUAACAAGAAACUGGUUUCAGGAGAUGCGGUGCUUUUCCUAAAGAGCGGGGAUGGAGAACUUAGGCUGGGAAUUAGAAGAUCAGCUCAAGCUAAAUUUGGUUCCCCUUCUACCCCUUCAGGCCCGUUUAGUCAACAGCUGAAUGUCAGUGGAAUUUUGGAUGUGGUUAAUGCAAUAUCUACCAGAGGCAUUUUUAGUGUCUGCUACAACCCUAGAGACAGCCUAUCAAAGUUCGUAGUGCCUUACAACAAAUUCUGUGGUAGCCUUUCACAUUCUUUUACACCUGGAUUGAGAUUUAAGUUGCACUUUGAAACUGAAGAUACAGCCGAAAGAAGAUACACUGGGCUUGUAAUUGGGACAGGUGAUGUGGACCCUGUUCGUUGGCCUGGUUCAAAAUGGAGGAGCCUAUUGGUAAGGUGGGACGAUCCAGAUGACACUAGACAUAACAGGGUUUCUCCAUGGGAAAUUGAGCCCGCUGGAACAGUUCCUGGAUCUAUCAACAUGGUUGUACCCGCUGCUGCAAAGCGCCCGAGGAUUGGAUUGCCAACUCUGGGGGAAGAUUUUGCAGUUUGUGGAGAUGGGAGAGCUGUAUUGGACAUUGGGAACCCUUGUAGAUUCCCGGUCUUGCAAGGUCAAGAAAUUUUUGCUGCAAAUAACAUUCCUGGCUAUGACAAUUCUGAGAUUUCCACAAGAAGUAGAAUUAACAUUAGAGCUCUACUCAGCGAACCAGCACACGAAAGCUUUGGCGGCUUUGCUGAGCCUUCCCGGUUCAAUAAGGUCUUUCAAGGUCAAGAAACUUACCCGAGAUGGUCUACACCACCAUCAAUCCCAAACCAUCAUCACAACCACAGCCAAACACCCCAUCCAUCCACUCCAUUCCUUCAUCAAGUGUCUUCAUCACCACCCUCUGUCCUAAUGUUUCAGAACCAAUCUGGAUUCUCGGACCUUCUUGGGCCUCAAUCAUCCUGCACGGUAUUCGGCUUCCCCAUAUUAUCCGAGGCUAGAAAUUCCCACCCGAUGACUAAUAAAGAAAGCGGUCCAUCCUCAAGGGGCGAAACUGUGAUGUCCAAUGUAAUGGGAAGCAGUUUUCCCAGGGUAAGUGACCCUUAUGCCUCUAGGGAAGUUCUUCUCGAUAUUGCACUCUAAGAAGUGGAUCAAUGAAUGAAUGAGAGCAAGAAGAUGUACGGACUAGAGGUUUUGUUGGAAAAAAAAGGCAAGUGUUUUAAUUUAAGAUUUGUGUUGCCUGUAAAAUCAUAAUAUUUGCUUGCCUUGCUAGCGAGGUGUGAUUUAUUUUUGUUUAUUGUUAUGGGCUAUUGCAAGUCUUCAUGGUUUAUGCGUCUUUUUACUCGUAGAUUACCUUAGUAUAACAUGACUUAAUUGAAGAAUAUGUACAAUUACAUCAAUGUAGUAAGAUUACCUUGUACUCCCCUAU